CUCUGUAGUCCUGACGCCACCUGGCGGAAGCGGGCGCUGCGGCCUGACUCGUUGCUAUGGCAACCACGGUGGGCUUCGCGGGCGAGGCCUAGGCCGAAGUUAUGGGAGAGCCGGCGCUGACUUCGGCCCCGGGCACGGGCCGCGCCUACAACCUGCGGCCGGCCUUCCACCACAAAUUCCGCUCUUCUGUUGUGAAGGAGUGCAUUCAUGAGGUGUUAAAGGAGGAGCUGGCCGGCGUGCAGUACAGCACCGAGGAGAUCCCGUCCAUCACCAAACAACUGUCAGAGAAAAUCCGAGACACCUUGAAAGAAAAAGGAUUUCACCGGUACAAAAUAGUGGUGCAGGUGGUGAUUGGAGAACAGAGAGGCGAGGGAGUGAACAUGGCUGCCCGGUGCUUCUGGGAUGCAGACACAGACAACUAUGCUCAAGACGUUUUCAUGAACGAGAGCCUCUUUUGUGUAGCAGCUGCCUUUGGCUGCUUCUACUACUGAGGCCAAGAGAAGAACUCCAAAAAGGAGGCACCGCUGAGAGGCCCACGAAGCCCGCUGCCCGCCGUGCCUCUGCUGCAGACCAGUUGACACUCCGUGCAAAACGCACUUGUUUGUUCACGGGAUCUCGUAAAAUAUUCCAGACUGAAUUCUGGAAGUGCUUUUACUGGGUGUGCUCCGUCAAGUUCUCUCACGCAGGUCCCGUUAAAACCGGUUGCGCUUCUGCAAGAGAACCUCCCAAUGGAUAGAGCCCGGUUGCUGACGUGUCACAGACGAACUGGUCCAAUCCUGAUACAGUCGUCACCUGAAGUGACCCCCUGCAGAUUCGCUGUGUACUUAAAUUGCUAUACAGAGUCUUAGUUGGAUGGACUACCCUGAAGGCUUCAUGAGAAAUGUAACCAUAGGACAUUGGGUAAUUUUCAUAUUUUUAAAUAUAUGUAUAUAUUUUC
Sphaerodactylus townsendi is the source of this 937-nucleotide messenger RNA. It is a transcript of the gene DYNLT2B, whose product is annotated as dynein light chain Tctex-type 2B. The transcript has 5 exons. The coding region runs from base 102 to 491 and encodes 129 amino acids. NCBI's taxonomy places the organism in Eukaryota, Metazoa, Chordata, Lepidosauria, Squamata, Sphaerodactylidae. Gene Ontology annotation, molecular function: dynein intermediate chain binding. Gene Ontology annotation, biological process: microtubule-based movement. The record is from RefSeq and is a predicted model, not a curated record. Gene Ontology annotation, cellular component: cytoplasm; cytoplasmic dynein complex.